This is a messenger RNA of Setaria italica (foxtail millet), 1282 nucleotides long. Its product is annotated as transcription factor TB1. The coding region runs from base 40 to 1035 and encodes 331 amino acids. Gene Ontology annotation, biological process: regulation of secondary shoot formation. Gene Ontology annotation, cellular component: nucleus. Gene Ontology annotation, molecular function: DNA-binding transcription factor activity; sequence-specific DNA binding. NCBI's taxonomy places the organism in Eukaryota, Viridiplantae, Streptophyta, Magnoliopsida, Poales, Poaceae. The transcript has a single exon. The record is from RefSeq and is a predicted model, not a curated record.
GCAGUAGGGGUAAAAGUAAAACUAGCAAGCAAUAGGUGCAUGAUGUUCUUCUUCUUCCAUUGCACUAACAGAAAAAAGCUGGGCCGCUUUAUAUAUAUACCUCUGGGACUAGAAGCUUGUACUUCUACCUCUGCUAGUUUACCACCACUGGCUCUGCUAAGCACACUGGCUAGUGCACAAUCACAGCAAAUGCUACCUCAUUACCCUAACAGCCGGCCUCAUCGCCAUCACCAUCAGUGCGUCUACCAGCAAGAGCAGUCAUCAUUCUUAUUACCGAACCCUACUGCAGCUGCUUUCCUCAUGCCGGCGACCGCGAUGUCCGCUUGGGACGGGUACGGCGGGCAGAUCUUCCCCGCCGACGUGCUGCUCCACCACCAGGAGACCCUGGAGGCCGUGCUCCAGCAGCCGGCGGUGGCGGUGGUGGCUCCCCUGCGGGAGCCGGAUCAAGCGGCGGGGGACGCGGGGGCGACGGCGGCGGUGGUGGAUGCCGGCGGCGGCGUCCAUGGCGCCGCCGCCGCGCCGCGGAGGCGGCCGUUCCGGACGGACCGGCACAGCAAGAUCCGCACGGCGCAGGGCGUGCGCGACCGGCGGAUGCGGCUGUCGGUGGGCGUCGCGCGGGAGUUCUUCGCGCUGCAGGACCGCCUGGGCUUCGACAAGGCCAGCAAGACCGUCAACUGGCUCCUCACCCAGUCCAAGCCGGCCAUCGACCGCCUCCACGACGCCGACGAACCGGCGGCGGCGCCUUCCUCGGGGCCGGCGGUGGUGAAGGGGAGAGGGGAGGGGAGCUCCUCGAGCACGUGCUGUUUCAACAAGGACCCGAGGGGGGAGAAGGGAUCAAGAAGCAGAGGCGGUCGUGAUGGGCCAUCGGCGGCGCUCAUGGAAGAACACGGCGGCGGCGAGAUCGGCUGGAUCGCGUCCGACACCGCUGUAGCGGCAGCGCCGCCGCAGCCGAUCAACGAGUUGGAGUACUCCUACCAGUACUACCUGCAGCUUGAGGAGAUGAUGAGAUGCAACAAUGGAGGAGUGCCAAGGUGAUUUCUUGUAUGCAUGGUAUGCAAACAUAUUAGGUCUAAACACUCUAUAAUUAAAGCUUGGAGGCUUCUAUAACGUAAUUAGCUAGGCUUCUACUGCCAUGAUCCGAUGCUAGUAGAUAUAUAGUACAUAUACAUCACCUCUCUAUCAGUCAAGACACAAUAGCCUGCUGAUGGGUUUGUGGUAUCGAUUUUCGGUUAAGGCAAUUAACCCUAUAAUUAAUUUGCUGCUGAUGGUAUUGAAUUCUUCA